UCCCCCGCACACCCGGACUCUCGAACAAAAGGGCAGAGCCCGUCCGCUGUUCGCCACGCGCGCUUCGUCUCUACCGGCGUCGGGCGAUCGAUGGACGGCGACGGCGCCUCUCGGGGCCAGCCGAUGCUGGAGAAGCGGCCGAGCCACCGGGAGCGUCACUUCACGGCGGGGGAGGUGGUGCGCGACGUCAUCAUGGGGGUGUCCGACGGCCUCACCGUGCCCUUCGCCCUCGCCGCGGGGCUCUCCGGCGCCAGCGCACCCUCCUCGCUCGUCCUCACCGCCGGCCUCGCCGAGGUCGCCGCCGGCGCCAUCUCCAUGGGACUCGGAGGGUACCUUGCAGCCCAGAGCGAGGCAGAUCAUUACAAGCGGGAGAUGAAGAGGGAGCAGGAGGAGAUCAUCACCGUCCCGGACACUGAGGCUGCUGAGAUUGGAGAGAUCAUGUCGCAGUAUGGGCUCGAGCCACACGAGUAUGGCCCUGUCAUAGAUGGGCUCAGGAGGAAUCCUCAAGCUUGGCUAGAGUUCAUGAUGAGGUUUGAGCUGGGAUUGGAGAAACCAGAUCCGAAAAGGGCCCUGCAAAGUGCCUGUACAAUCGCACUAUCUUAUGUGAUCGGUGGAUUGGUCCCUCUCCUGCCCUACAUGUUCAUCUCCACAGCUCAAAAUGCCAUGCUCACAUCUGUCGGAGUCACACUGGUAGCGCUGCUUUUUUUUGGCUACAUCAAGGGUCGCUUUACUGGGAACCGCCCAUUCACCAGCGCUGUCCAGACUGCUAUUAUUGGAGCGCUUGCUUCAGCUGCAGCAUAUGGGAUGGCAAAGGCUGUUCAAGCUAGAUAGUUGUUUGAGGCCUCAAGCACAUGGUUACCAAAGUUUCAGUAGGAUGCAAUAAAUUAAGCAAAGUUGUAAUAUUUCUCUUUUGGAACAUCUCUUUACAUUGUCUAGUUGCAGAUGAA
Molecule: messenger RNA, 947 nt
Organism: Setaria italica (foxtail millet)
Lineage: Eukaryota; Viridiplantae; Streptophyta; Magnoliopsida; Poales; Poaceae
Product: vacuolar iron transporter 1.1
Exons: 4
Coding region: 91-831 (246 amino acids)
Biological process (GO): intracellular manganese ion homeostasis
Cellular component (GO): vacuolar membrane
Molecular function (GO): manganese ion transmembrane transporter activity; iron ion transmembrane transporter activity
Source: RefSeq, a predicted model, not a curated record